CGCAGUGAAAUUCUGCAGAAAAUGAAGUCUGUCAUAUUGCUCGGAGUACUGAUACUAAUAAACCUACUUGCAAUUGAGUGUUCCAUUGGUGAUGGCACUUCUAAGCCAUUUGUGCGCAGCCGUUACAGCAAACGUUGGCGCAUUGCUACAACUGAGGCAAAUGUCAACAGCAGCACCGCCACAACGGAGCAACAGACGAUUGUAGGAGUGGUCUUGAAAACAGGGGAAACAACUAUACCGAGCAACGUGCCCAAAUUUGAGGAAACAACUGCUGUGGUUAGUGCGUCCAUGCCACUUCGAACCACAACAACUAGUUCAAAAGUUAUAGAGGAACCAGCCAAAAAAACUCUGAGCACCACAACCGAACAUCCAAGACAUAAUGGUCCAAAUGGCUUACCAUUGGACUAUGAUUACUAUGGUAAUGGUGGAGAAAAUUACGAAGAUGCAGGUCAUAAAUAAUUUAACUUACUUUCUAUUCAAUAUUCUUAUCAUUAUGCAACCUUACAACAUUUCUUCAUACAAAUAUACACCUAUAUAACAUAUAAGUAGAAAAACUUGAAA
Molecule: messenger RNA, 561 nt
Organism: Bactrocera latifrons
Lineage: Eukaryota; Metazoa; Arthropoda; Insecta; Diptera; Tephritidae
Exons: 2
Coding region: 22-459 (145 amino acids)
Source: RefSeq, a predicted model, not a curated record